AUGAAGUUUCUUGCAUUCAGCGCGGCCGCUUUUCUUGGCGCGGCGUUUCAAUCCUACACCGCAACGCCAGAUCGUGUGGCGCAAUGCCGGCAAGAGAAUGUGUUUGGGACAAAAUUUAAGCCAUUUGUGCUUGGCGAGGUGAUUAACUUGGCGGAGGACGUCGCUGUGUUUCGUUUUCUCCUACCAAAACCAGAAAUGGAGUUUGACCUCAUGCCAUGCAGUACACUGCAGGGUUGUUUUAAGGAAGGCGUAAACAUCGUGGACCAACCGAUGCGGUUCUACACUCCCGUUACACGUAAUGGUACAAAGGGCUACUUCGACCUGUUGGUCAAGAAACAGGUGAAUGGUCGCUUUACCGAACAUCUCUUCUCCAUGAACGUAGGCGAAACCCUUCUUUUCCGCACUGUGCAAUACAAACUAAAGUAUAGGAAGAAUGCAUGGGAGGAAGUUGGCAUGAUUGGUGGCGGUACUGGCAUUUGUCCAUUGCUACAGUUUUUAAACGCCUCACUGGAUACUCCCGGGGACAUGACAAAACUCUCCCUCCUCUUUGCCAACAGAUCUGAGAACAAAAUUUUGCUCAAGGGUAUGCUUGACAAGUUGUCUCAGGAACAUUCCCAUCGCCUAAAGGUGUACUACACCGUUGAUUCAAUAGAGAACGAGGAUGGUUCUUACAAUGGUUACGUUGGAUAUAUCACAGAGAAGAUGUUGCAGGAGACGAUGCCAAAGCCGGCGCCAAAAAAUUUGCUUCUUGUGUGCGGCCCCGAUCCAAUGAUGGAAAAGUUGGUUGGUGCGCCACCGUCCGUGUUGAAAGCCAUGAGCAGUGGCCAGGCGUACCAGCCAGCGGGUACCGUGCUGAACAAUUUGGCAGACGUGGAGGGGACUCUCGGCAGGAUGGGGUACACAAAAGACAUCGUGUACCGCUUCUAG
Molecule: messenger RNA, 927 nt
Organism: Trypanosoma cruzi
Lineage: Eukaryota; Euglenozoa; Kinetoplastea; Trypanosomatida; Trypanosomatidae
Product: cytochrome-B5 reductase, putative
Exons: 1
Coding region: 1-927 (308 amino acids)
Molecular function (GO): cytochrome-b5 reductase activity, acting on NAD(P)H
Source: RefSeq, a predicted model, not a curated record